This is a messenger RNA of Eriocheir sinensis (Chinese mitten crab), 576 nucleotides long. RefSeq lists its product as uncharacterized. The coding region runs from base 1 to 576 and encodes 191 amino acids. The transcript is spliced from 2 exons. The record is from RefSeq and is a predicted model, not a curated record. Lineage: Eukaryota; Metazoa; Arthropoda; Malacostraca; Decapoda; Varunidae.
AUGAGGAGCAGCUGGAGCGGCAAAAGCAGGAGCAGCUGGAGCGGCAAAAGCAGGAGCAGCUGGAGCGGCAAAAGCAGGAGCAGCAGGAGCAGGAGCAGCUGGUGGCAAAGCAGGAGCAGCUGGAGUGGCAAAGCAGGAGCAGCUGGAGCGGAGCAGCUGGAGCGGCAAAAGCAGGAGCAGCUGGAGUGGCAAAAGCAGGAGCAGCUGGAGUGGCAAAAGCAGGAGCAGCUGGAGUGGCAAAAGCAGGAGCAGCUGGAGCGGCAAAAGCAGGAGCAGCUGGAGCGGCAAAAGCAGGAGCAGCUGGAGCGGCAAAAGCAGGAGCAGCUGGAGCGGCAAAAGCAGGAGCAGCUGGAGCGGCAAAAGCAGGAGCAGCUGGAGCGGCAAAAGCAGGAGCAGCUGGAGCGGCAAAAGGAGGAGCAGCUGGAGCGGCAAAAGCAGGAGCAGCUGGAGCGGCAAAAGCAGGAGCAGCUGGAGCGGCAAAAGCAGGAGCAGGAGGAGCGGCAAAAGCAGGAGCAGCUGGAGCGGCAAAAGCGCACGCACAUGCACACGCACACAGGCUUCAGUUUGUCUACAUGA